Lipotes vexillifer (Yangtze River dolphin) is the source of this 1371-nucleotide messenger RNA. It is a transcript of the gene ENTPD6, whose product is annotated as ectonucleoside triphosphate diphosphohydrolase 6. The record is from RefSeq and is a predicted model, not a curated record. Bases 1 to 1371 code for a protein of 456 amino acids. The transcript has 13 exons. NCBI's taxonomy places the organism in Eukaryota, Metazoa, Chordata, Mammalia, Artiodactyla, Lipotidae. Gene Ontology annotation, molecular function: hydrolase activity. Gene Ontology annotation, cellular component: Golgi apparatus.
AUGAGAAAAAUACCAAACAGUGGGAACCUGAGGAUGACGAAGGUGGCGUACCCGCUGGGGCUGUUCGUGUGCCUGUUCAUCUACGUCGCCUACAUGAAGUGGCACUGGGCCUCCGCCACCCAGGCCUUCCUCGGCAUCCCCGAGGUGGCCACGGGGGCCCGGAGGGGCCAGCAGUUCCGCAGUCCCCCGGGGACAGCUGCCCGCGGGCCUGAGGUCUUCUAUGGCAUCAUGUUCGACGCGGGGAGCACUGGCACCCGAGUGCACGUCUUCCAGUUCACCCGGCAGCCUGGAGAAACUCCCACCUUGACCCAUGAAACCUUCAAAGCACUGAAGCCAGGUCUUUCUGCUUACGCUGAUGACGUUGAUAAGAGCACCCCGGGAAUUCAGGAGUUACUGGACAUUGCUAAACAGGACAUACCCUUUGAAUUCUGGAAGGCCACCCCCUUGGUCCUCAAGGCCACAGCUGGUUUACGUCUGUUACCAGGAGAAAAGGCUCAGAAGUUACUGCGAAAGGUGAAAGAAGUGUUUGAGGCGUCGCCGUUCCUCGUAGGGGACGACUGUGUUUCCAUCAUGAACGGGACAGAUGAAGGUGUUUCCGCGUGGAUCACCGUGAACUUCCUAACAGGCAGUCUGAAGACCCCCGGGAGGAGCAACGUGGGCAUGCUGGACCUGGGCGGAGGGUCCACCCAGAUCACCUUCCUCCCGAGAUUCAAGGGCACCCUUCAGACCGCCCCGCCCGGCUUCCUCACGUCCCUCCAGAUGUUUAAUAGGACCUACAGGCUCUACUCCUACAGCUACCUGGGGCUCGGCUUGAUGUCGGCGCGGCUGGCGGUUCUAGGCGGCGAGGAGGGAAAGCCUGCUGAGGAUGGAGCGGAGUUGGUCAGCCCUUGUUUGUCUCCCGGUUUCAGAGGAGAGUGGGAGCACGCUGAAGUAACGUACAGGGUGGCAGGACAGGAGACAGCGGGGAGCCUCUACCAGCUGUGCGCCCGCCGAGUGUCCGAGAUUCUCCGAAACAAAGUGCACAGGACAGAGGAAGUGAAGGACGUGGAUUUUUAUGCCUUUUCCUACUAUUAUGACCUUGCCGCAAAUGUGGGCCUCAUAGAUGCAGAGAAGGGAGGCAGCCUUGUGGUCGGAGACUUUGAGACUGCGGCCAAGUACGUGUGCCGGACGGCAGAGACCCAGCCGCCGCGCAGCCCCUUCCUGUGCCUGGAUCUCACCUAUGUCAGCUCGCUGCUCCACGGGCUCGGCUUCCCGGGGGACAAAGUGCUGAAGUUGACCCGGAAGAUUGACAACGUGGAGACCAGCUGGGCUCUGGGGGCCACUUUUCAUUACAUCGACUCCCUGAGCCGACAGAAGAGCCCCACCUUGUAG